AGUGAAGGGAAAAUAUGUUAUAUAUACUCCUAGUUAAAAGGUUGUGUUUGUAAGAUUAUUUGAGGUGAAUGAUAAAGGAAGAGAAAAAAGAAAUGGAGUGUGAAAAAGAAGUAGAAAACGGAAGAUACAUAAUUGUAGUAAGUGGAGUGAGCAAAGGGAUAGGACGAGCUUUAGCUUUGGAAUUUGCAAAGCUUGGGCAUAUCAUUGUUGGCUGUUCUCGCAACCAAAACCAAUUGGAUUCACUUCAACAUCACCUUUCUACCAUUUCUUCACUCACUCAUUUGCUUAUCAAAGUUGAUGUGAGCUCAAAUGAUGAGGUGAAAGUGAUGGCAGAAACUGUGUUACAGAAAGUGGGCUCUCCUCAUAUUAUUGUAAAUAAUGCAGGUGUGAUAAAUGAAAACGUGAAGAUGUGGGAAGGUUGUGUUAAAGAGUUUGAUAAUGUGAUUGAUACAAACAUAAAAGGAACAGCAAAUGUGAUACGUAAUUUCAUUCCUCAUAUGAUUUCAAACAAUAAAGAAGGCAUCAUUGUUAAUAUGUCUUCCAUUUAUGGAAGGACAGGAGCUCCUCAGGUUUCAGCAUAUGUUUGCUCAAAAUGGGGAAUUGAAGGGUUAAGCAAAUCAUUAGCAAAAGAGGUGCCAAACAGAAUAACAGUUGUGGCAUUGGAUCCUGGCAUUAUAAAUACAGACAUGCUUGCUACUCAUAUUGGUCCUCAUUUAGCUUCUCAUUAUCAAACUCCUCAACAAUGGGCUACAAAGGCAGCUUCAAUGAUUAUGAAUCUUUCAAGUUCUGAUAAUGGUACAUCUCUCACUGUUGAAGAUCCUGGAACUCUAGUCUUCGAAUGAAUUCUUAUGAUUUCAUCAAGAAAUUAUAUAUUGCUCAAUCAGUGUUUUUUAUCUUGUUUAUAUUAUGAGACAUUGUCAUUGUGUUGUUAUUUGGAGACGUAUAUUAAUGUUGUGUGAGGAGAAUAUUCAACUAUAAUGUUGAAAGUAGUUUGUUGUUGUGUUGGUGUUAUUUGGAGACAUAUAUUAAUGUUGUGUGAGGAGAAUAUUCAAGUAUAAUGUGGAAAGUACUUUUAAUAUAUACUCCAACUUUUAUCUUAAUUGUCA
Molecule: messenger RNA, 1106 nt
Organism: Cucumis sativus (cucumber)
Lineage: Eukaryota; Viridiplantae; Streptophyta; Magnoliopsida; Cucurbitales; Cucurbitaceae
Product: NADPH-dependent pterin aldehyde reductase
Exons: 5
Coding region: 69-842 (257 amino acids)
Biological process (GO): folic acid-containing compound metabolic process
Cellular component (GO): cytosol
Molecular function (GO): oxidoreductase activity, acting on the CH-OH group of donors, NAD or NADP as acceptor
Source: RefSeq, a predicted model, not a curated record